GCUGCGUAAAACGUAACAAACAAACAAACAAACAAACAAACACACACACACACACACACACACACACACACACACACACACACACACACACACACACACACACACACACACACACACACACACACACGUCAAUAUGGCCGAACCGGCUGAGAAAGCAUAUUACAGGUUUGUGGUGCUGUUUUUUAACUGCAUGCUGACCUUUGGCUCAUACUUCUGCUUCGACAUCCCCAGUGUCCUACAGCAACAGUUCCAGGGGAACCUGACGUGUGUGAACUCCACAGUUGGGAAUGAAACAGAGUGUGUUGAAGGACUCGGCAUGACGCCGCAGGAGUACAACCUGCUGUAUGCUGUAUAUGCUUGGACGAAUGCCGUGGUGGUGAUCAUGGCAGGAUUCCUGAUCGACAAACUGGGCAACCGCUUUGGUGUGUUCCUUUUCUCCUUCCUGUGUGUGUUGGGUUCCUCCAUUUUUGCAUUAGGUUCUCAUUUUAAAGGAUCUCCGUACCUUCUGCCACUCAUGCUGACAGGUCGUCUGCUAUUCGGCUCUGGGAACGGCUCUCUAACCAUUGUUCAGAACAGGAUCACAGCGUUCUGGUUCAGAGGGAAGGAGUUAGCUUUAGCGUUCGGUCUCACACUCGCAUUCUCUCGACUCGGAUCUGUCCUCAACUUUUUCCUCACUCAGCGCUUCGAGGCUCAGUACGGUAUACAGUGGACGCUGUGGGGGGGUACUCUGCUGUGUGUGCUUGGUUUCCUCUCUGCUAUAACAGUCAGUGUUCUGGAUAAAGUUGGCAUGAAACAGCUCGGACUGGAGGGAACAAUACAGGAGGAAUCACGCAAAGUGAGAGUGCAGGAUGUACGUUUGCUCUCUCUGCGUUACUGGUUGCUUGUUUUCACCAUCAUGUUCUUCUACAAUGGCAUUUUCCCCUUCAUCGCCGAUGCCAGUAAGUUUAUCCAGGAUAAGUAUGAGGGCUACACUCAGAAGCAGGCAGCAUACAUCACCGGGGCAGUGUACGACAGCUCACUGGUGUUAUCUGCUGCUGUGGGCAUUCUCAUUGACUACGUGGGCCUGCGUGGGGUGUUUGCUGUAUUGUGUGCGGUUUGUACUCUUCCUGUGUUUGGGUUGUUGGCCUUCACAUUCGUCCCUCCGCUUGUCUCCACCAUCUGGCUCGGGAUCACCUAUUCUUUUGCUGCAGCGAGUAUGUGGCCCUCCAUCCCCCUGGUGGUUCCUCGCUCCACUCUCGGCACAGCAAUGGGUUUGGCGACGUCGGUGCAGAUGAUUGGCAUCGGACUGUGUAACCUCAUUGUGGGAGAGAUAUUGGGGGAGAAGAACAGUGAUGCAAAGAUUCCGCUAUGGCGAUGGCAGCAAAUGAUGAUCUUCAUGUUAGCAAACACAGUCGGCUGCAUCAUCACAUCUACUGUACUGAACAUUGUUGACCGGAGAGAGGGAGGCACAUUGAAUAAGAUGACGAAGAGAUCAGCGGUGCAGAACUCUGAGGUUCACACAGACCAAGAAACACUCAUCACUAAUGAAGAGGAGACAGAGAGAGACAACUCCAACCUCAACUCUUAAACCUGUCGGUCUUUACCUGUCUCUCUCUCUCUCUCUCUCUCUCUUUCUCUCUCUCGACCUGUCUGUCUCUCUCUCUCUCUCUCUUGACCUGUCUCUCUCUCUCUUUCUCUCUCUCGACCUGUCUCUCUCUCUCGACCUGUCUCUCUCUCUCUCUCUCUCUCUCUCUCUCUCUCUCUCUCUCUCUCUCCCUGUCUGUCUGUCUCUCUCUCUCUCCCUGUCUGUCUCUCUCUCUCUCUCUCUCGACCUCUCACUCUCUCUCUCUCUUGACCUGUCUCUCUCUCUCUCUCUCGAUCUGUCUCUCUCUCUCUUUCUCUCUCUCGGCCUGUCUCUCUCUCUCUCUCGACCUGUCUCUCUCUCUCUUUCUCUCUCUCUUUCUCUCUCUCGACCUGUCUCUCUCUCUCCCUCUCCCUGUCUCUCUCUCUCUUUCUCUCUCUCUCCCUGUCUGUCUCUCUCUCUCUCUCUCUCUCUCUCUCUCUCUCUCUCUCUCUCUCUCUCCCUGUCUCUCUCUCUCUCUCUCUCUCUCUCUCCCUGUCUGUCUCUCACUUUAUUUUGUGGUGCUUUAUGAAUUAACUGAGUUAAUAGAAUAGAGGCCACUUCUACGUUACAGCACAGUAAAAUAUUUCCUUUAUAUCCCAACUUUGGAGGCUGUGGUCAGAGCACAGGGUCAGACAUGAUACAGCACCACAGAAACAUGUUAAGGGCCUUGCUCAGGGGCCCAGUGGCAUCUUGGUGCUGGGGCUUGAACCUUGAUCAACAACCCAAAGCUUUAAAAACUUUUAAUGAAUAAUAAUUUGCACAUAAUUUUACAGAUUGAUUUACAGACAGUAUAAUUGUGUAACACUCUGUGUGUGUGUGUGUGUGUGUGUGUGUGUGUGUGUGUGUUGUAUUUGAAUUAUCAUAUAUGAACUUUUAUUUUACAGAAUAAAUGUUUCUGAUGUUAACUGA
Molecule: messenger RNA, 2512 nt
Organism: Tachysurus vachellii
Lineage: Eukaryota; Metazoa; Chordata; Actinopteri; Siluriformes; Bagridae
Gene: mfsd1l
Product: major facilitator superfamily domain containing 1-like
Exons: 13
Coding region: 134-1567 (477 amino acids)
Biological process (GO): transmembrane transport
Molecular function (GO): transmembrane transporter activity
Source: RefSeq, a predicted model, not a curated record